AUGCCUUCUCAUGAAGAGGCUUCCAGCAUCAUCGACCGAUGGUUUCGUGUAAUAGAAGACCAGUCACCUAUCAACCUAUGCUUUAUGACAAGACCAAUAUCAAGGUCAAUGUUGGAUAGAAUAGAAACACUAGAGGGGAUCUACAAUCGCACCAUUAUCUAUCGCUUUCUCAUUCGCAAGAUCCACCCUGUCAUCGUAUUCUUUUCACUGACAACCAGUCUAAGUUACUUGGCAACCAGACUCUAUAGACGAUCAACAAGGCUCGUCUUGACACUUGUCGGUGUUCUUUAUCCAAUACAGUGUAGUUGGAACUUGAUUCGACAGAGAGAGGGUACAACUGAGGAACUGAACAGUUGGUUGACUUAUUGGAUGAUCUAUGGGAGCUUUCAAGUGCUGGAUCAUUGGGUAGACUCUAACCUGUUGCCAAAAAGGAAAUAUAACCUUUACAAACUAUUCAUCUUGUAUUGGCUACAAAAUCCUCAUUCAAAUGGGGCAUCCGUUAUAUAUAAACAUGUUUUACUAAAGCCAUCAAAAGAAGAAGAAGAAGAUCAUAGUAAUAAGGAGCUGAUCACGCAACCAGUAAAUAGUUCAUAUAGAUACUUGGAUGGAUAUAUACCGCCUCUUCCUCAAGCAGAUAAUAAUGAGGACAGUAGUACAGACAGUAGUAAUAGUAGUAUUAGUGACGAUAAUGAACAUUUAAUACAAGAGAAUCAUAAUGUGAUACCAGAAGAAAAACAAUCUUUUACACUCUUAUUAAAUUCUAAUGAAGCUGCUUGGUAG
Molecule: messenger RNA, 780 nt
Organism: Rhizopus microsporus ATCC 52813
Lineage: Eukaryota; Fungi; Mucoromycota; Mucoromycetes; Mucorales; Rhizopodaceae
Exons: 3
Coding region: 1-780 (259 amino acids)
Source: RefSeq, a predicted model, not a curated record